This is a messenger RNA of Camellia sinensis, 759 nucleotides long. The record is from RefSeq and is a predicted model, not a curated record. Lineage: Eukaryota; Viridiplantae; Streptophyta; Magnoliopsida; Ericales; Theaceae.
AUGUUAUAUCGAAAGCUGCGUUGGCUCAAUGUGUACGGAAAGAACGUGAAAGAAAUGAAAAGGCCUACUCAUGCAAGCCCAUUCCUCCAUGAGAUUAGGAAUAUUAGAGUUGUUAUUCGCAAUGAGUGCAAUCUCAAUAUUAUCCACAUUUCUAAGGCAAAGGAAAAGGAAAAGGCCAAUGCAAUAUCUAAAGGAAAAGAAAAGGCAACUUCUUUUGAUAAAGGAAAGGAAAACGCAUGUCCAAUGGUGAAUGCAUUCGUUGCUAAAUUUCGUCAAGCUCAUGCAAUUUUAAAUCAAUUAGCCUUGACAGGACGAAAUUUACCUGCUCAUCUCCACUACAAUUCAACAACAGAUCGACGACAGUAUAACCUACCAACUACAGAUGAGAUUGUAGUUGUAAUACCAGGUGAUGGAACUAAGGUGCCGGAACAGGGAAAACGUUUUUUGUACAAUACAAUUGCAUUGAAGUGUCGCAGCCUUUGCCAUAUUGUUAUUAUUGUGGCUUCAUCUGGAAUUGCAUCAUUGUUAUUGGUAAGAGGUCGCACUUCUCGUUCAACUUUUUCCAUUCUGUUGGAUGUAUUGGAAAAUUCAAUUUGUGGAUUUAGCAAGCAAUCAUUACAAGCAGAAUUGUUUAGAGAAACAAAACUUAUAAUCUGGAAUGAAGUUCCUAUGCAGCAUAGACAUUGUGUUGAGGUAGUUGAUCGCACACUUUGGGACACUUUUGAUAGUGAAAAGUCAUUUGGGGGUAUUGUUACCUAA